UCGAAUUGGAAUGGGGCCGCAAACUAUAUCCGUCGACCGGUCCACGGUCGGCGAGCGGCCUCAUGUUUGGUCUGCCCCCCACGGCGGCAGAUAUGAAUCAGCCGCGCGGUCCGAUGACUUCGCUGAAAGAGGAGCCGUUAGGUGCGCGCGCCUGGAUGCAACCGGUCAUCGAUCAGAGCAAUUUGGGCAUCGGUCGAGCUCACUUCGAAAAGCAGCCACCGAGUAAUUUGCGUAAAUCAAAUUUUUUCCACUUUGUCAUUGCGUUGUACGAUCGUGCCGGUCAACCAAUUGAAAUCGAACGCACCGCAUUUAUUGGAUUUAUCGAAAAGGAUUCGGAAUCGGAUGCGACCAAAACAAAUAAUGGCAUACAGUAUCGGCUGCAACUGCUCUAUGCGAAUGGUGCGCGCCAAGAGCAGGACAUAUUUGUGCGACUCAUCGAUUCGGUGACAAAGCAGGCGAUUAUUUACGAAGGGCAAGAUAAAAAUCCGGAAAUGUGUCGAGUUCUGUUAACGCAUGAGGUUAUGUGCAGUCGCUGUUGUGAUAAAAAAAGUUGUGGCAACCGCAAUGAGACACCAUCAGAUCCUGUCAUUAUUGAUCGAUUUUUCCUGAAAUUCUUUCUAAAAUGCAAUCAAAAUUGUUUGAAGAACGCCGGCAAUCCAAGAGAUAUGAGACGCUUUCAGGUUGUCAUCUCCACUCAAGUGACCGUUGACGGCCCGCUUUUAGCCAUAUCCGAUAAUAUGUUCGUACAUAACAAUUCGAAACAUGGACGUCGCGCUAAACGCUUGGAUACCACGGAAGGUACAGGAAACUCCUCCCUGUCCUUAACGGGUCACCCACUCGCGCCUGACAGUACCUAUGAUGGUCUCUAUCCACCAUUGCCUGUGGCCACGCCCUGCAUCAAAGCGAUUUCGCCCAGUGAGGGUUGGACUUCUGGCGGCGCCACAGUCAUUAUUGUUGGUGAUAAUUUCUUUGAUGGCCUCCAAGUUGUCUUCGGCACAAUGCUCGUUUGGAGCGAACUGAUUACAUCGCAUGCCAUUCGGGUGCAGACACCACCACGACACAUACCCGGUGUGGUGGAGGUGACUUUGUCAUACAAGAGCAAACAGUUUUGCAAAGGUUCACCGGGGCGUUUUGUUUAUGUUUCCCUCAACGAGCCAACCAUCGAUUAUGGUUUUCAACGCCUACAAAAACUCAUACCACGUCAUCCUGGUGAUCCGGAGAAGUUGCAAAAGGAAAUCAUACUCAAGAGAGCAGCCGACUUAGUUGAAGCCUUGUAUUCGAUGCCAAGAUCUCCUGGCGGCUCAACCGGCUUCAACUCCUACACCGGCCAGCUGGCUGUGAGCGUUCAAGAUACCGCCGGCCAAUGGACCGAGGACGAUUAUCAGCGGGCACAGUCGAGCAGCGUUAGCCCACGUGGCGGUUAUUGCAGUAGCGCUUCUACGCCACACAGUUCGGGCGGCUCUUAUGGCGCUUCGGUGGCCGCUAAUGGUUAUGGACCCACCACCAAUAUGGGUACGUUAUCCUCUUCACCAGGCAGUGUUUUCAACUCCACCAGCAGAGUAAGCGGGCUCAGCUUCAAUCCGUUCACAUUACCAACAUGUAAUACCCAAGGUUAUGGGACCAGUCAGCUGGUGACGUCCACUAAAUAAAAUGCGAAUUGGUUUUCAAACAUAUUGGAACAGCAAAUAUCAAAGAAACAUACAUACAUAUUUACAUAAAACAUAUGAGCAGUUGCGU
Molecule: messenger RNA, 1737 nt
Organism: Anastrepha obliqua
Lineage: Eukaryota; Metazoa; Arthropoda; Insecta; Diptera; Tephritidae
Gene: kn
Product: transcription factor collier
Exons: 11
Coding region: 63-1649 (528 amino acids)
Biological process (GO): regulation of transcription by RNA polymerase II
Molecular function (GO): DNA-binding transcription factor activity, RNA polymerase II-specific; RNA polymerase II cis-regulatory region sequence-specific DNA binding
Source: RefSeq, a predicted model, not a curated record